ACUCAAAUACUCUUUCCAUAUGUUUAUUUAUUGCCCAAUUGCGUAGUUUCUCAGAGUAGUCCAACUUCCCACACCCUCUCUUCUUCCUCGGCUCCACGUUCAAUUUUCCGGUUCUUCUUCUUUGAAUAUGCUGCUUGGGAAACGCCCUCGCCUUCCGAUCAAGAGAACUACCAGUAUGACUGGAAUCAGAGGGGAUAUCCCCGACGUGGAAUUUGAAGAACAACCGUCCGAUCAGAACAACACCGGCUACGAUCUUCUUCACCACCCCAUGCCGGUUUCAGUUCCUCGUAAUACCACCGCCAUUAAUUACUCCGCCUUGGUUUCUCCUCGAAAUUUAAGAAAUCAGUCCGCACGUGACGGCCUCUCUCAGCCACCUAACGAUCACUUCCUCCGCACGUGCGGUCUCUGCAAACGCCGCCUCGCUCCGGGCCGUGAUAUCUACAUGUACAGAGGGGACACGGCGUUUUGCAGUUCGGAGUGUAGAGAGAAGCAAAUAAAAGAAGAUGAGAGAAAAGAGUACGGAGGGAAGAAGAAAGAGGAGCGGCAAGGGGGGGCGAUGGCGUCGACGGUGGGGGUAAGGGGGUCGGGGAAGAAGGAAGCAGAGGGUGGCCAUGGAGGGAGGCCCAUUAUCCCAUGUUGACUAAGACAAGGCUCGCAGUGGUAAACGUCUUGAAGCCAUUACUUCGGGUAGAGCUGGCUGAUUUGUAAGGACAACUAUACUAUGGUAGAUCACUUAAAAAGCCCAAUUAUUGAAUUAUUCGUUUUAUUGUGCUCGAGCGAUCCAUUCAGUCUAGUUGCAACUUUUAUAUAGUGAACAAUUAUACUUAGAACGUUGUUUAUCAAAAGUGUGUCUCCAUACCCUAUCAAAAGAAUGUUAUUUCAGUUUAUAACAUUUGUUAUUCCAUAUCACUUGCUUUUGGAAAUAUACAAUGUGUGUUUACAUCUCAA
Messenger RNA from Cucumis melo (muskmelon), 948 nucleotides. Its product is annotated as protein INCREASED RESISTANCE TO MYZUS PERSICAE 1. Lineage: Eukaryota; Viridiplantae; Streptophyta; Magnoliopsida; Cucurbitales; Cucurbitaceae. The coding region runs from base 128 to 640 and encodes 170 amino acids. The record is from RefSeq and is a predicted model, not a curated record. The transcript has 3 exons.